This is a messenger RNA of Capsicum annuum, 3766 nucleotides long. RefSeq names its product serine/threonine-protein kinase EDR1. Gene Ontology annotation, biological process: regulation of DNA-templated transcription; protein phosphorylation. NCBI's taxonomy places the organism in Eukaryota, Viridiplantae, Streptophyta, Magnoliopsida, Solanales, Solanaceae. Bases 1052 to 3304 code for a protein of 750 amino acids. Gene Ontology annotation, molecular function: protein kinase activity; ATP binding. The transcript has 13 exons. The record is from RefSeq and is a predicted model, not a curated record.
UGAGCUUAAAGGGUGUCCAUUUUUGUGCAUUUUUUUUUCAGCUAGAAAAAAAUGGACUCAAAAUUUUUGCAGAUUUUUGCUUUUUAUAAUUUGUAUGAGCAGUUUAGAGUAAGAUAUAUAAUGGGUUAUUAUUAGUGCAAUUUAAUCAUCCAUCCAUACAUAGAAAGUAAAAAAAGUUUUUGAGUCCUUUUUUAGCAAGAAAUGAACAUUGAUGCCUUGUAGAUAGUACUAUUAAUUUUCUUAUAGCUAUAAAGAGUGUGGGGUUUCAAGAUAAUUAAGAAAAAGGUAGGUUCUUGAACUUAAAGGGUGUCCAUUUUAUCAUCAACAAAAUUGUUAACUUUCCAAAAAAUUGCAUGUGUUGAUUUCUAUUUCUAUAUUGGGUAGUUGUGGAAUUAGUCAUAGAUCCAUACUUAGAAAGUGAUUGAGAUGGAAAAAGGUGGAUUCUUGAACUCAAAGGGGGUAGCUAUUUUCUUGAUUUUUCAUCAAGAAAAUUGAGAAAGAUGGAUUCUUGAACUUAAAAGGGUGACCAUUUAUCUUUGAAAUUUCCAAGUUUGCAUAUUUAUGUUGAUUUCUAUAUUGGGUAGCUGUGGAAUAGUCAUAGAUCCAUAAAUAGAAAGUAGCUAGCAAGAGAGAGCUGGAAAAAAGCUGGAUUCUUGAACUCAAAGGGGGCAACUAUUUUCUUGUUUUUUAGCAAGAAAAUUGAAAAAAGGUGGAGUCUUGAGCUUAAAGGGUGACCAUUUAUCUUCAUUUUUUGAUCAACAAGAUUGAAACUUCCCAAAAUUUGCAUUAUAUGUAUGUGUGUGUAUUGAUUUCUAUAUGGGGUAGCUGUGGAGUUUGUCAUAGAUCCAUAUAUAGAAAGUAUAAAGAGGUGAAAAAGGUGGAUUCUUGAACUCAAAGGAGCAACUAUUUUCUUGAUUUUCAGCUUGAAAUGCACUCAAUAUUUGGAGAUAUAUAAUGUUGUUUCAGUGAAAUUGUUCAUAGAAGGGGGAAGAAAGUCAAACUGGUGAAGAGGGGUUUUUGAUCAAUCUUGAAGUUGGAAUCUUGGAUUGAAAUGGAUAGUACAACAACAACAGCAGCAUCAGCAGCUCAAGGAGCAACACCACCAGCUGAGGAGUUGUUAAAGAAGAUUAAAGAAUUGGAGGAAGGACAUGCCCAAUUGAAGCAGGAGAUGUCUAAGCUUAAAAUUUGUGAUGAUCAUAGAACACAGAGACAAAGGUCACAUUCUAUCUCUCCACAAAGGCCGCCUCGUGUUCGGUCUGGUGGUGGAUUUGAUGGUUCUAUGUGGAAAAGGGGGUCAGCUUCCUUCAGGCAUUCGUCACCAUUGCAAAGAGAGAGUAGUAGUAAGUGUGAGGGAGAUGGUAGCAGUAUUGGUGGUGGAGGCCCUGCUGCAGUGAAAUUUACUGAUAGACAGUAUUUGAAUAUAUUACAGUCAAUGGGACAAGCAGUGCAUAUAUUUGAUCUCAAUGGUCAAAUAAUUUACUGGAAUCGAACUGCUGAAAAACUAUAUGGUUAUUCUGCUGCAGAAGCUCUUGGACAAGAUCUCAUCGAACUCCUAACAGAUGCUCGGGAUCAUGAUGUUGCUAACAACAUUGUGCACCGAGUGAUAAGAGGUGAAAGUUGGACUGGACAGUUUCCAGUUAUAAAUAAGCAAGGGGAUAGAUUCCUAGUCGUUGCUACUGAUACCCCUUUUUAUGACGAUGACGGUACUUUGCUUGGUGUUAUUUGUAUAUCAAGUGAUAUGAGGCCUUUCCAAGAAUCAGGACUUAUGUCGAUGGGAGUGAAGCAGUUGGAAGCUGAUACAAGAUUUAGAGCCAGAACCCUUGCUUCUUCCAAACUUGGACUUGAUCCCCAGCAGCCCCUUCAAGUUGCCAUUGCCUCCAAAAUAUCUAAUUUGGCCUCAAAGGUGAGCAACAAGGUUAAGUCAAAAAUAAAGACAGGAGAGAGCAGCAUGCUUCGCGAAGGUGGAAGUGGAGAUAGUCAUUAUUCUGACCAUGCAUUUUCUGAUGCUGCUCUCUCAGAUCACCGGGAGGAUGCGAAUUCAAGUGGAGCGAGUACGCCUAGGGGAGAUGUUCACCCAUCUCCAUUUGGAGUAUUCUCUAAUCUUGUAAAAGGGGAUCACUCCUCAGGGAAAGCCUCAAGAGAUUCUGGGGAUGAGAGUGAGGGAAAACAAGGGAUUUCUAAGUUUAUCAGCUCGAAGGCAGAGGCGUGGAUGCCGAAGAAUAGCUUUUCAUGGCCAUGGAAAGGCAAUGAGCGAGAAGCAUCAGAGUCAAGAACCACACGAUCUGUGUGGCCUUGGCUAAACAAUGACCAAGACAAUGAGUUAAAUCACAUCAACAGUUCUAAUACAUUUAAACCAGACAAUCAGGUUAUUGAAACUCACCGGACAACCACUAAUGAAGCUCCAGGGUCCUGGUCUUCAUUUAAUAUCAACAGCACAAGCAGUGCUAGUAGCUACGGAAGCACCAGCAGUAGUGCUGUUAAUAAGGUGGACAUAGAUACUGACUGCUUGGAUUACGAAAUCUUGUGGGAGGACUUAACCAUUGGAGAACAGAUUGGAGAAGGAUCUUGUGGUACUGUUUAUCAUGGGCUGUGGUACGGAUCAGAUGUCGCUGUUAAAGUGUUCACCAAGCAAGAAUAUUCUGAUGAAGUGAUAAAUUCCUUCAAACAGGAGAUAUCCCUUAUGAAAAGACUUCGACAUCCAAAUAUUCUUCUAUUCAUGGGUGCAGUUACUUCACCGCAACGCCUCUGCAUCGUCACAGAGUUCCUGCCACGGGGAAGUUUGUUCAGGCUAUUACAGAGGAAUGGAUCCAAAUUAGAAUGGAAACGACGAAUCCACAUGGCUUUAGAUGUAGCUCGUGGUAUGAACUAUCUUCAUCACCUUUCCCCUCCUAUAGUUCAUCGCGACUUGAAGUCUUCAAAUCUUCUUGUGGACAGGAACUGGACUGUUAAGGUUGGGGAUUUCGGAUUGUCACGUCUUAAACAUGAAACUUAUCUAGCAACAAAGACGGGUAAAGGAACGCCGCAAUGGAUGGCUCCAGAAGUUCUUCGCAAUGAACCUUCGGAUGAGAAGGCUGAUGUAUACAGUUUCGGCGUGAUACUUUGGGAACUCGCCACUGAGAAAAUCCCUUGGGAAAACCUCAAUACGAUGCAGUUGAUUGCAGGUGAUUGGAGCUGUAGGAUUCAUGGAUCAGCGGCUAGACAUCCCAAAGGGUGUUCAACCACAGUUGGCUUCUAUUAUCGAGAGCUGUUGGCUCAGCGAGCCACAACAUCGUCCUUCAUUCCAAGAGUUGGUGGAGAAACUUAAGGAUCUGCUGAAGCAGCACAUUAUCCAGGCGCAGGCAGCACGUAGCACUACAGGAGAUAGCAGCAGCCAGAAGGAACUGUAAAAACAACUAGCAGGCUUUUGUGGUUGAGUUUCAUUUGCUGUUUGCUAGCAGAUGCAUUGCUAACUCUUCAAGAUUUUAUGGCUGUCGCGUAAAAAAGUUGGUCGGUCAGAGCUCACAAAGUGCUUGUGUUGUCGGAUUCUACAUUCAGAGGCUAAAUGUUAGGCUUGCAGUUGAUUCAUUACAAAGAAAAGGCAGCUGCCUUUAUUCGAGUCAUUUACUGCCCUUACGUGAGUUUUAACAUGAUUCUUGUUCGAUGAAUUCACAGUUUUUUGCGUUGAUUGUUAUCUUGUGUGAAGUGAAUUCGUCUUCAAAUUAUUGUUGGGUAUUAUAAGGUUUACUACAUUCAAAUAUUUGUAUAUUGAAUGAGAAGCUUGCAUUCA